ACACCGCGCACCGCUUUCCCCGCGCCGCCCCGCGAAGGACGGCGAUCCGCCGGGACGGAGCGAGGCAGCGAGGGGCCCGGCCGCCGCUGCCCCCGCCUCUGCUCCCCGCCGCCGCGCCCCGCCGGGCCUCACCUCGCACCCCUCGGCAGCGGCGGCUCCCUGACGCCCGCCGUUGUGAUGCGUAUUCCCGUAGACCCGAGCACCAGCAGGCGCUUCACACCCCCGUCCACGGCCUUCCCCUGCGGUAAGAUGGGCGAGAACAGCGGGGCGCUGGGGGCCCCCGCGCCAGGGGCCCGGGCUCGGCCCGAGGUCCGCUCCGUCGUGGAUGUACUGGCCGACCACGCCGGAGAGCUGGUGCGCACCGACAGCCCCAACUUCUUGUGCUCGGUGCUGCCGUCCCACUGGAGAUGCAACAAGACGCUGCCGGUCGCCUUCAAGGUCGUAGCUCUCGGAGAUGUGCCCGAUGGGACGGUGGUCACGGUGAUGGCCGGGAACGACGAGAAUUACUCGGCGGAGCUCCGCAACGCUUCCGCCGUGAUGAAAAACCAAGUGGCGAGAUUUAACGACCUCAGAUUUGUUGGGAGAAGCGGCCGGGGAAAAAGCUUUACCCUGACGAUCACCGUGUUCACCAACCCCACGCAAGUUGCUACCUAUCACCGAGCCAUUAAAGUGACUGUGGAUGGACCCCGGGAGCCACGAAGGCACAGACAAAAGCUAGAAGACCAAGCCAAACCCUUCACCGACCGCUACGGGGAGCUGGAACGGCUGCGCCAGUCCAUGAGAGUCACCCCAACAACACCUAACCCCCGCGGAUCCCUCAGCACCCCGAGCCACUUUGGGUCCCAGGCUCAAACUCCAAUACAAGGCACGUCAGAGCUGAGCCCCUUCUCUGACCCUCGGCAGUUCGACCGCUCCUUCCCGACGCUGCCGGCUCUCACCGAGACCAGGUUCUCCGACCCGCGGAUGCAUUACCCCGGCGCCAUGUCUGCCGCCUUCCCCUACACCGCGACUCCCUCUGCCACCGGCAUCGGGGGCAUCAGCAUGACCAGCAUGCCCACCACAACGCGCUUCCAUCACACUUACCUGCCACCCCCCUACCCCGGCUCCACACAGAACCAAAGUGGACCCUUCCAGGCCAACCCCUCUCCCUACCAUUUGUACUACGGCACGUCUUCGGGCUCCUACCAGUUCUCCAUGGUGGCAGGCGGUGGCGAGCGGUCGCCCACCCGGAUGCUCUCCUCUUGUACAAGUGCCUCAGCAGGGAACAACUUAAUGAAUCCCAACCUGGGCAACCAGAAUGAUGGGGUGGAUGCAGAUGGGAGCCACAGUAACUCGCCGACGACCAUGACAACUACUGGGAGGAUGGACGAGUCGGUCUGGAGACCCUACUAGGAGGAACUCAGCUGGGCACCGAUACCUUUAACUUAAUCAGCCACCGUUAUGUUACUCCCUUUGAUAGUGAAUAGAGCAAAAUGAUGCCUAGGGAGAAGGUAAACCAAAGUGUCCCAAACCAAAAGCAAACCAGGAUCUCUGCAUGCAAGCAUAGGCAAACAUCAAGCGAAGAUGGACCCAAGACCGACAUUACAUUUCAAGAUGAACAUCCACUUGAGGCUUGAAUUCGUUGCUUGAUGUGGUUCUUUUCAUAUGUUUUCAGUAUGUGGAUUGUACAUAGGGGAGAGAAAAAGAGAAAAGGACAUGUGGAAUCAGAUGUUUGUUUCUUGCAGAACACUCCUCAGUCAUCUCACUCGCACCUCUUCCCCGCACAAAGAAUUCAAGAGUUAGGAAAAGCUCAUCCUUCUUCUGCAGAGUGUUUCAGAGAAGAGAGCAGGGAAUCAUCCAAAGCCAUCCCUCUGCCACCGCAGGGAGACUGAACUGAUAAAGCAAAAGGAAAAAACCAAAAGGAUAACCCCUAUUGCAUCCUCCCCUUCCCUGCUGCCAGCGCAGGGCCCCAGCCACCAAAGAGCUGCGGGCGCCGCGAGAGGGUCGGGUUUGCAGCACUGCCGCGGGUCAGCCACGCGAAGGAGAGCUGUGAUGUGAUUGUUGUGACUUGCUGUUGACGACAGAGGUUCUAUUGUUCUCUUCCUGUCAUUGUCGUCACUUUUAACCAGUAACGUGGCUGAGCCGGGCCGGGCUGCGCCCUCGCCUCGAUGUUUACAUGAGAUGUACUUUUCACGAGACGUGUUUCAGUUUUUGUUUGCUCUCCCGUCCUGACCUCACCAUUCGGCUCUUUGCUCCCCUCAGCACAUCUCAGCGAUGGCGGCUGCGGUGAAGGCGGCGUUCAGGACAAUCCAAGAUGUAUGAGAUGCACUUCCGUGCGCGUUAGCUGCAGAAAGGACUUCGGAGCUUUUGGCAUGACCCUGCCACUGGUCUCUGGGUCUUCCUUUCGAUCUCUUCGAGGGGCAGCACAUGCAGCUGGUGGCGAAGCAUCAUAUUUUCUGUGAUGAUUCUUGCCCGUGUUUUCAGCCAGAGCGGAUGGACACGUGAUGACUUUGUUUUUGUUAAGAAGCAGCUUACACUUGUCAGUUCAUACUGAAAGCUCUAACUGAGAUUUGGAGAAAGGAGCAGUUUCUACUCAGUCCCUUGGUGGUGGGAAUAUUGUGAAGCAAUAUUAUCUAUCUAGCCUUUUCCAGGUCCUCGCCCUCCAGUCCCCUGAGUGAGCCUGAGCACGGGUGUUUUGCUGUGGCUGAAUAAGCUGAAGAAGGGGUGCUAAGGGUACCACCAGCCUGUUGGUGGCUGCUUGCAUCAUGUGGCAUUAGGAGGAAUCGGGUCCCCAGGCAC
Pezoporus flaviventris is the source of this 2778-nucleotide messenger RNA. RefSeq names its product RUNX family transcription factor 3 (gene RUNX3). Gene Ontology annotation, molecular function: RNA polymerase II cis-regulatory region sequence-specific DNA binding; DNA-binding transcription factor activity, RNA polymerase II-specific; ATP binding. Gene Ontology annotation, cellular component: nucleus. The transcript is spliced from 5 exons. Bases 178 to 1392 code for a protein of 404 amino acids. The record is from RefSeq and is a predicted model, not a curated record. Gene Ontology annotation, biological process: regulation of cell differentiation; hemopoiesis; neuron differentiation. NCBI's taxonomy places the organism in Eukaryota, Metazoa, Chordata, Aves, Psittaciformes, Psittacidae.